GAUGGAAUAGAAAAAUUUUCACUUAGUAUUAUCGAUGAAUUCGUUCCUUACUUCGAUUCUUUUUUGUAUUUUUCAUUUUACUGAGCGCAAAAUUUGCAAUCUCUAAAUUGUAGAAUUCGUUGCAUGAAGAAUAGUGAAUGUUUUUUUGAUUUCUUUUUAAAAUUUCUUUUUCUAUUUUAUCUGGUGAACAUUGAAAAUCAUGAAUCGAAGUCGAGCCUCAUCAAGAAUUGCAAGAAGACAAACAAAAAAUAGUGAAAAGACUGGAGAUAUUGUAAAUGGAACUGGUCAAAGUCUUUCACAAAAUGGUCAAAGUCUUUCCCAAAUAUUCGAUGAUAUUGAUCUUUUGUUUGGUAAUCAUAAAUCAAAGUUUUACCCAAUAUAUACGCCACCAAAUAAAAAAGUAAAUACACAUAAUUUGGCCGAAAUUCCAUCUUUGCAAUCAGAUGAAGACAGUAUACUUGGCAUUGAUAAUAAUUCGCAAAGUGGCGAAAAUAAUAACGAACGUAAUGAACGCAAUAUAACUCCUCGAAAACAAUAUGGAAAACGUAAAAAUGCAAACAGUUUAAUCGAAUCUCGGAAUAAAUUUCGUCAACUUUUGAAUCAGAUGCAGAUAAAAACUCGACCGCAAAAUGGUCAUGCAAACAAGAAUGAUUCUGCAUUUGAUGGUUACGAGCUAAAAAGUCGUCGUGUUAAAUAUGAGCCAAAAAAAUCACGCAAAGAAACCAGUGAACAAGUAUCUCCAAUCAAAGGUUCAGCUAAUGAAUUUGUUGUGAAAGUCUUUGAAAAAUCAGUUGAUUUAACGUCAUAUUGUAAAAUGAAUCCAAAUCAAUAUAUACCAUUAUAUCCGAUUUGUCGACUUUGGGCACGUGAUAAAAUUGGUAUACCAGAAAUGUUACGUUGUAAACGCAAUCCACAGCCACCACCUAUGAAUGAACCACCCGAUCCAGAUGGUCCAUAUUCAGCCAGUCCAGUUGAUGUAUGUCAUCUUCCCAAGCCUGAGCCAUUACCUCGUGAUGAAGAUGGUAAUAUUAUAAAUUUACGUAUCCCCGAAAAAGUGCGAAAUAAAAAAAAUCCUCGUCAAUUCAAUGAUACAUCGUUUCUAAAUUCAAUGGAAAAUCUAAGUCAAGAGGAAUUGCUUAAGCUUAAUAUGCCCGGUUGGAAGCAAACAAGAAGAGAAAAUCUUGAAGCUUUACGACAGAAUGAAAAACGUUACCGACAUAGUUUUGCAAUUCUUAAAUCAAUUUUCGAUAAAGCCAAUAAUAGUGAAUUAGGACGCGAUAUGAGUUACUAUAAAUAUCCUCCAUAUGAAUCAGAAGAUCCAACUGAAACACAACAACAAUCAACAUCAACAAGCCAAUCAUCAUCAUCGACGACAACUGAAACGGCGGCUGAUGAAGAAUGACGACAAUAACAGGAACAAUGUAAAUUGUUACGAAUUAAACGCAUGCUAAACAUCCAAUUAAUAUAAUAGUCCUCAAGCAUAUUUCAAAUUCUAAUACAUCAUCAUCGUUAUAACAAAUAAUUAUAUUACUUGAUUUUAUCCAUA
Messenger RNA from Dermatophagoides pteronyssinus (European house dust mite), 1546 nucleotides. It is a transcript of the gene mip40, whose product is annotated as Myb-interacting protein 40. Lineage: Eukaryota; Metazoa; Arthropoda; Arachnida; Sarcoptiformes; Pyroglyphidae. The record is from RefSeq and is a predicted model, not a curated record. Gene Ontology annotation, biological process: negative regulation of transcription by RNA polymerase II. Gene Ontology annotation, cellular component: Myb complex; transcription repressor complex.